AUGUACAGCUUGCCCUACUUAUCCUUAACAAUAAUAAUUUUUUAAGUUUAGUUGAGAACAAACCAGGCAGAUGUCGCGAUUUUUAUAAAUAACUACAACAGAUUACAGCAUUAAAACUACAUCCAACUCUUUGUUAUAAACACCCGCAUGGAAAAUAAUUAGUAGAAACGUCACAAUAAUCAUCUGAUUAAAGUGUUUAAUUAACAAUUUAAAUAGACAUACAUCCAUAUACAAACAGGUGAUCCUGGUUCAUGUCGCAUUUCAACGGAAGCUCGACAAAAUGGUGCUAGUUUUAAACGGUGUCCUGCAAGCCAAGUGUCCACAAGACACACAGUCUUUGUACAACGCUCAUCCUGUCUAUCGAGAGACUGCAGCACAGCUACUAGCUAUACCCAAUAAAGUGAUAGGUCCUGUGGGGCUCUUAUACGUCCAACAGAGGGAAUUUGCCGCUACAGUGUCCCAUGACAAGAACGUAAGCAUUAUGGGGUCAGACGAUGCCUCUACGUGUAUCAUAGUAGUUGUUCGACACUCUGGAUCAGGUGCAGUAGCAUUAGGACACUUUGAUGGCUCUGGAACAGACGAAGCUGUCUGCACGAUGGUGCAGAGAGUUCAGGAGCUGGCUUUGGGGUAUCCCGAGGGCAGAAUCGAGUUGCAGAUGGUUGGGGGGUACACAGACGCACAUCACUUUUCCGAAGAACUGUUUUAUAGUAUAAUGACGGCUUUUCAUAAGCAACCGGUCGAGAUCGAUUUGACGCUGGCUUGCGUGGGGCAGUUGAAUUCGACGAUUAGGGGAGGUAUUCCGUGGCCCAUUAUUUAUGGGAUCGGGGUGAACAUUAAGACUGGCGAAAUAUUCCCUGCGACCUUCCCAGAAAAAGGCCCAGAAGAGUCGUUGAGGUCUGCCCGGCACUUAGCGGGCGUCCCCCAAGUCCUGGACAUCUACGACUGCAGUCUAGGCCUACUGAGAAUCGGUCCGUUUAACUACAGACCCUUGCGAGGCGUGGACCUUUGGCUCGAGCAAAACGACGAGUUCAUUUUACAGCAUUUAUCCACUUCUCCGGAAGUAGAACCGCCUCAUUUCGUAAUGCACAUCAGGGCGACGCUGAAGUAUAUCCAAGACAACCCGUUUCCCGCCGUGACGGUGUUCAGGGAUAACCGUCCGCACUACUUCCGCCGGGACGAGCAUUCAGGUAUGUGGGUGCCCGUCGGGUUUUAAAUUAGCGGAAUUAUUGUUAUAUAUUUACUGUUUUUAUUCAAAAUACAUUUAUAUAUAUAUACAUAUAGAGAGGAUAUUUUUGCAUAUUUACAUUCGUGUCAUAGAUAGUGUAUCGUUCGUUGUUUAGGAUGGGCCCUGGGAAUUACAAAGUUACUCGGUGUCAUUAAUAAAUAUUUUGACAGAAAACGGAAAAAAAUAAAAAUUUAAUCACUUUGAAAGUUGUGUUAAAUACCAUAUUUCUUUUUGAAGUUUUUCUGUCGGACCGUUGAGCCAGGCAAAUUUAGAAUCAAAUGAAAAAUUGAAGCGUUGCCAGUAGUUUAAACAGAACAUAAGCCCUUUUGUAUCUUGGUGCGCUAGAAGCCAUUGCAUAACUUUGCACACUUUUUUUUUGUAAAAAUUCGUGGUUCAAUGUUUGAACUGAUUUAAAAACUAUAUUUUUUUAGUGUUUGUUGCAACAUAAAACAUAUUUUAAACGAUUAAGUUUAAAGGACCCUUUUGUUUAUUAUGAAGCUGGCAAAAGCGUAGUUGAUUCUUCCAUUUCAAGGUGAUUUGUAGGUCAAAUCCCCCUCUUCAACUUUUCAGGUUGAUAUAUCGUAAUAGACUAGGCGGUAUCUGUUUUGGUUUGGGUGAAUCUUAUAUCCACGGAGAUUUUUGGCUUUUUGGCU
Molecule: messenger RNA, 1878 nt
Organism: Anoplophora glabripennis (Asian longhorned beetle)
Lineage: Eukaryota; Metazoa; Arthropoda; Insecta; Coleoptera; Cerambycidae
Product: protein N-terminal asparagine amidohydrolase
Exons: 3
Coding region: 281-1213 (310 amino acids)
Biological process (GO): ubiquitin-dependent protein catabolic process
Cellular component (GO): nucleus
Molecular function (GO): protein-N-terminal asparagine amidohydrolase activity
Source: RefSeq, a predicted model, not a curated record